AUGAUGGCCUCCAAAUCCGACAAAACAAAGACGCCUCAACUGGGCAGCGAUGAUCUGGCUACCGUUCUGUGUCUUCCUCUCUUAUCGCCCACUCUGUGUGUUCCGUCGCGAAUCGUCGCUUAUGCUUUCCUUCUCAACGCUAGUGAUGGAGUUCGAUGUAACCUGUCUGGCUCGUUGAUCGCCAAACCGUGCACGCGACAGGAGGUGGAGUUUUACGAAUCCAGCGCCCUCCACCCAAGAGUUCACGACUUUAUGCCCCUCUACAUCGGUUCCCUCUCCUCCGCCGAACAGCAGCAACCGCUGGCGAUUGCUGCUGCCCAGGAAUCGGGCGCAGUCUUCUUGCCUGCAGUAGCCUCCGCAAACCCCACAGUUGAAUCCGCCCAUACUUCGACACCGCAGCCAAGCCAAGAGUCGUCAUCAUCAUCAAUAAUCAAUGGCGGUGCGACCACAGACUCUGCCUGGGUGCCUUCGGGUGGAAAAAAGCUCGACACCGGCCUUUCCAUCGUCCUGGAGAAUGUGGCCUCGGGCUUUCGCCGACCCAAUGUGUUGGAUGUGAAGUUGGGCGCACGAUUAUGGGCGGAUGACGCACCACCUGCAAAGCGCGCCAAACUGGAUGCUGUCGCCAAGGAGACCACUAGCUCCAGCUUGGGAUAUCGCAUCGCCGGAAUGAAGGUCUGGACUGGAGAGAAUGGCGAAACGGACGAAGGCGCUCUCACAGAUCCGUACGCCACAAAGUACGAAGGCCGAGAGGGCGCCAAGGGAGAAGUUAUUGAGAAGCACGGCUAUCGGCGCUAUGACAAAUGGUACGGGCGAUCAUUUACCGAGCAGACGGUCAAGCAGGGCUUUGAAGCCUUUCUUGCAGGGGCAAAGGCGGGCCCAGACGACCGUUCACGCCUGAUCGCACAGAGAAUCGUGGAGGAAAUGCGCAAUCUACAAGAAGCAUUGGAAUCGGAGGAGAGUCGCAUGUACUCUGCAAGUGUAUUGAUUGUGUAUGAAGGUGAUCCGGAGGCGAUGGAGCACGCCUUGGAGGUAGAGAAAAAGCUUUCAGAGGAGGACAAGAAAGCCGAGGACAGAAAGAGCGAAGACGAAAAGAAUGUCGAUGACGAGGAGGGAAUCGCCAUGGAAGUGAACGAAGAGACGAUGGAGCUCGUCGAUGUGCAGCUUGGGGACGGCACUAUCCAGAAAGCCAUCAACAUCAGCAUUGAUCCUUCGUCGGCCGAAUUUGCCAAUCUUGGCGAGGCCGAGGACGACGAAGAAGAAGAAGAUGAAGAAAUCCCCAAGGUCCAUGAUCUUCGUUUGAUCGAUUUCGCCCACGCGCAAUGGACACCCGGCGUGGGCCCGGAUGAGAACAUGCUUUUCGGCAUUCGCAAUCUUGUCAAAAUGUUCGAGGACUUGGCGACAUGA
Molecule: messenger RNA, 1404 nt
Organism: Penicillium diatomitis
Lineage: Eukaryota; Fungi; Ascomycota; Eurotiomycetes; Eurotiales; Aspergillaceae
Product: inositol polyphosphate multikinase
Exons: 2
Coding region: 1-1404 (467 amino acids)
Biological process (GO): inositol phosphate biosynthetic process; phosphatidylinositol phosphate biosynthetic process
Cellular component (GO): nucleus; cytoplasm
Molecular function (GO): inositol hexakisphosphate kinase activity; inositol-1,4,5,6-tetrakisphosphate 3-kinase activity
Source: RefSeq, a predicted model, not a curated record